GUACACGAAUACUUCGACAUCGAGCACUGCUAUCACUCCCGUUUGAUCGGCGUGAAAGGGAAGUGCGUGCAAAAGUUGAUGAGCGACUUUGGCGUCGAGAUCAAGUUUGCCGACCGACAUUCGCCCAACCCCGACCAGGUGAUGAUCAGUGGCUUGCCGCAACGAGUCGCCGAC
Molecule: messenger RNA, 174 nt
Organism: Helobdella robusta
Lineage: Eukaryota; Metazoa; Annelida; Clitellata; Rhynchobdellida; Glossiphoniidae
Exons: 1
Molecular function (GO): RNA binding
Source: RefSeq, a predicted model, not a curated record